Striga asiatica is the source of this 564-nucleotide messenger RNA. The record is from the annotation of a GenBank genome assembly. Lineage: Eukaryota; Viridiplantae; Streptophyta; Magnoliopsida; Lamiales; Orobanchaceae.
AUGCAUGAAGUGGCUCAGAAGGGGUCGUUUUAUACUUGGGGUAAUAACAGAGCAAAUGAUGGCUAUGUGGAGGAGAGAUUAGACAAAAUCUUUGUGUCUUAUGAAUGGCUGACCAAUUUUCCUAAUAUGGAGGCAUCAAACUAUUAUAGAUCAGCCUCAGAUCAUAAUAUUCUGUUUUUUGACACUGAUAAAGAGAUUGACAGGAGACACAAAAGGUUUUCUUUCAGCAGCCAAUGGGCAAGUUUAGAAGGUGUGCAAGAUGCUGUGCAAGAGGGAUGGAAUGUGCAAGUAGAAGGUUCUUAUAUGUUCCAAGUGCACCAGAAAGUGAAGAGUACCAGAAUGGCUCUUCUUGCCUGGCACAAGCCUCAACACAGAAAUAGUGAAAGAAUCAUAUCCACCACCAAUGCAAAAAAUGGCCAAACCACUAGAAUAAAUGAGGUGAAUUGGGUGCCAGGGGUUAGCUGCAGGAAACCUGAACUGCGAGUUGAAGUUGAGGGGAACUUAUUCUGGGUGAAAGACUUGCUAAGUGCAGGAGGAAUGCAGUGGGAUCAUACAUUAGUCCGA